Messenger RNA from Fonsecaea erecta, 4029 nucleotides. RefSeq lists its product as hypothetical. The transcript is spliced from 2 exons. Lineage: Eukaryota; Fungi; Ascomycota; Eurotiomycetes; Chaetothyriales; Herpotrichiellaceae. The record is from RefSeq and is a predicted model, not a curated record. Gene Ontology annotation, cellular component: nucleus. The coding region runs from base 1 to 4029 and encodes 1342 amino acids. Gene Ontology annotation, biological process: protein ubiquitination; SCF complex assembly.
AUGGCGAGAGACCGCAGUUCGCUCCAUCAGGCGAUUGCCCAGUUGCUCAAUAAGAUGGAUGACCCUGAUCCAGAUAUUCGUUACAUGCAAUUGAGCGACCUCACCGACAUCCUGAAUCAUGCGUACUCGGAGUAUAUACGGACUGACGCUCAUACUGCCGCACGAAUCAUAGACGGCCUACUCAAGGCUUUGGCGGAUCAGCAUGGCGAAGUCCAGAACCAGGCUCUCAAGUGUAUUGCCCCUCUGGCAGCACGUAUACCGGGCGAGACUAUCGCACCGCUGAUAGACAAGCUUACCGAUCUCGCCAAAAAUGACAUUGACAUCUCCAUCCCCAAUUCCGCAUUACGGGCUCUAAUCGCCUCCUUGCCGCAACCCAAACCAAACGAAGCUCCUGCUCAAGAUGUUAGAGAGGCAUAUGGAGCAGUCAGCAAAGUCUUGAUUCCGAGGUUGGUCGGUCAUGUGGUGUUACCGUCGCCGUCGGGGAGGCCUCCACCGCAGCUGCCGACUGGUCUAUUGGAGAGACAGAAAGACAAAGGCUUCAGCAGCGACGCGGUCGAUGUCAUGAUUGAAAUCGUCAAAUGUUAUGGAUCCCUACUGCAGGACUUGGAACUGGUGGCACUGGCCAAGGCCGUGAUGAACAUCAUCGAGAGUCCACAGGCAGGAGGGGUGGUCAAGAAACGGGCUCUGGCUGGGAUCGGCGCAUUGCUGGUUCACUUCAAUGAUGCUCAAGUUCGAUCUUUCGUAGCAGCUCUCACUGGGAGCUUUCAGAAUCCUCAGCUAACCGUUGAACAUCGGAGAUUUCUUGUCGCGACGGUCGCAACUCUUGCCCGUUCGAGUCCCGUCAAGUUCGGACCCUUCGUCGACGAUGUCGUUCCCCACGUCCUUCAGGUCCUGAGUCAAGAGGAGCUAUCUUCUACUGCGUCUGUGUCGGAGGAGGAUGCCGAGGUCGACCCAGAGAUUGAGGAAUUGCGGGAAACUGCUCUCAUUGCACUCGAGGCUCUGCUUGGAUCGUGUCCGCUUGAGAUGAAACCUCAUUUUGCCAGUGCUAUUGACGCUGCAUUGCGAUAUCUCAAGUACGAUCCGAAUGUUGCAGACAUUGAAGACGACGAGAUGGGAGGGACCCAAGACGAGGAUUCCGAUGACGGCAUUACAGAAGAAGCGCUCGAAGACGAUGACGACGAUGAAUAUGCCGAGCUGGACGAUGACGAUGCUUUCAGCGACGUUGAUGACAUGAGCUGGAAAGUGAGACGUUGUGCGGCGAAGGCCCUAUACACCAUCAUCUCGGGCUCGUCGGUAAGCGACAGAGCCAUGCUUUUCGGCAAGAUCGCACCUACUCUCAUCUCCCGGCUGUUCGGAGAGCGCGAAGACAAUGUUCGAUUGGAAGUCAUUGCAGCCACCACCGCUUUGGUUCGGAAAACGGGAUCUGGUCUGACCGAAUCACUUACCAGAGUCGAUUCUUCGGAAAAUCCAGCAAUGCCAACCAACACUCGCAAGCGAAGACGACAAGAUAGCGAAGCGGACAAGAAAGAUCCAGAUCUCCGAGGUCUCAUAGCCAUCCGGGCUAGCCCUCCGAUCAUCCCAGCAUCUCCGCCCACAGGGUCCCAGGCUGACCUGGUCAGCCUGGUGCCAAAAAUUGUUCAAGCACUUACAAAGUUGUGGAAGAAAGCGAGCAUCGCACUCAAGCAGGCUGCCGUCGUCAUGCUCAAGACUUUGACAUUGGCAAGGAAUGGAAUCCUGUCGGACCACUUGCAGCAGCUGGAAGAUCCCAUCGCAGAUGCUUUGAAGCCGUCGCUGGGCUCAGGAUCCGGCGGUGGAGCAUCUGGUAUCUCGGCGACGGUUGCCAGUCUUCAGAUCGAGACGUUAACCCUGAUCAGUGCGAUCGCGGAGACCAAUAGCACCACUGUCCUGAUACCUUUUGUCAUCGCUCUCAUACCCCCAGUCACGGCCAGUGCUCGUGACAGAAACUACAAAGUUUCCACCGAAGCUCUUGCCACGGUUGAGCAGUUUGUCAAGGCUCUGACUCCACCUCGGCUGCCUACCGCAAACCAAGAUCACGCCAUGCACAUUGAAAAGCUCUGGGAAGUAAUAGUCGACCGCAUCACGGACAAUAACACUGACCUUGAAGUGCGGCAUCGAGCUAUUUCUGUAUUUGGUGUUCUCCUGGCGAGAACAUCCGCCACCGAACUGCUGUCAAACUCAGCCAGGAUUAGAAGUCUUGGAAUCCUGAGUGACAGACUGAAGAACGAAACCACUAGACUGGCGAGUGCGAGAGCAAUUGGCCGUGUUGGCGAGGCCGCCAGCAUUCACGAUAACAUCGGCUCUGCUUGGGUACAAGAAGUUUCCCUGGAGAUGGCCAACCAACUCCGUAAAGCUGAUCGAUCUCUCCGGGGUUCCUGCCUGGAAUCAUUACAAUAUCUUGCUUUGAACCCUGUGACGGCCUCAUUGUACGAAACCACCACGAUUCUGCAGCUCCAAGCCAUGUUGAUGCCUCUCAUAUCGAUCAACGACCUUCACUUACUGACCCCGGCACUGGUCAUCAUGUCCAAGAUCAUCCCCACCAACGCCCAAGCGCUGGUCACCCCGGAGCUGGUUGAUGCGCUUUGCGGCAUUUCACAAACUCGAAUUGAAGGGCCUCCGCUGCGAGCGUAUCUACUCGUCGUGAAAGUCAUCGGAGAGCAUGGUGUUGGGGCGCUGCUCAUGAAAGGACUCCUCACCGUCGGGACCACGGGGGAGACGACGGUUCUGGGCAGGGCCAUUGGCACAUUACUGGUCUAUGGGGGCGACAACCUGAAUAUUGGGAUCUCUGAUUUUCUGAAGGAACUCGAAACAUCACAAGACGUGCGAGCCAUCUGUUUAGCGUUGACGGUGCUCGGAGAGGUCGGGUUCAGAACGGGCCCGAGCUCCCCUGUGAAGAUUCAAACCUUCAUCAACUGCCUCUCCGCCGAAUCAGACAAAGUCCGACUCUCUGCCGCCAUUGCGUUGGGCAGCGCCAGCUCCAACAACAUUUCCGAAUGUGUGCCCAUUAUCCUCCAGAGCUUGACACAGACAUCAGCCUCGGACUACCUUUACCUCCACUCUGUCAAAGAGAUUCUGGAACACUCGGACAGUACCUUGGGAGAAAUGGCUCCGUUUGCGGCCGAACUGUGGCAGAAGCUCUUCGCCGUGUCACAGAUCGAGGACAACAGCGCGGUCGGAGCUGAGUGCAUUGGUCGACUGGCCACAAUUGACCCGAAUACCUAUGUCCCUGAGCUCUCCAAAGCACUGGCUGACCCAAACCCAUCGGUCCGUGGCACUGUCAUCUCCGCCUUCCGUUUCACCCUCGGCGAAGCCAGCAACUCCUACAACAACAUCUUAGUCAAGACCAUGACGCCCAUGCUCCAGAUGAUGCUGAAUGACAGUGACCUGUCUAACCGACGGCUGGCAGUCACCACGCUCAAUGCGGCCAUUCAUAACAAACCCGAACUCGUGAUUCCUGAUGUCGGCCAACUCCUCCCCACGGUCUUGGAGGAUUCGAAGAUUAAGCCUGAACUCGUGAAGCAGGUCAAGAUUGGCCCCUUUACCCACACCGAAGAUGCCGGUCUCGACCUUCGGAAGUCUGCGUACGCGACCAUGUAUGCACUGCUCGAUUGCCCCAGUGCGAUCCCGCACCUCCCCAUCCCCAAAAUCUUUGACCGCAUCUUGGAUGGCAUUCCGGACGACCAUGACAUCCGCACCUUGUGCAUUCUCAUGCUCAGCCGUUUAUCAGUGAUUGAUCCCGACGCAACACGACGGCGCUUGCCCAUGCUUGCGGAGAAAUUCCGGGUGGUCUUGGGCGCCAAAUUGAAGGAGAACGCAGUCAAGCAGGAAAUUGAGAAAGUGAAUGAAGCAAAUACUGCGGUCGUCCGGAUCACGCUGGAGCUGGACAGGAAGUUUCCACAUGUGACCGUCGAAGGUGUCGCCGGGGAGUUGAUCUCGUGGAGAGGCUAUGUUGACUUUGUGAAGCGCGAAUUUGCGGGCAUGGUGAGGAGUGUACAGAUGGAAGGGGUUUGA